Molecule: messenger RNA, 3027 nt
Organism: Athalia rosae (coleseed sawfly)
Lineage: Eukaryota; Metazoa; Arthropoda; Insecta; Hymenoptera; Athaliidae
Product: alpha-protein kinase 1-like
Exons: 4
Coding region: 139-2874 (911 amino acids)
Biological process (GO): regulation of transcription by RNA polymerase II
Source: RefSeq, a predicted model, not a curated record
AUUAUUAUAAAAUGGUACUGGAAAUAUUCAACUGUGGAGAAAGCAAACCGAAGAAAAAUUUGAUGGUUUCCUACAUUUGUAAUUGUUUGGAGCACUCAUAUAGUAUAAUGGGAAGUGGAUGUUAAGAUUAUAAUAAUAAUGGCAGAUAAUGUACACAGAAAGUCACAUAACAAACUACUUGACAGCAAGAAGUCAACUAAUCCUAUACACCGCACCACCACGGAGACAAUUAGGAUCGGGGAAUUCUCUGAUCACAAGCUGCAUUUACCUCAGCAGCAGCAACUUCAGACUAACCAGACAACGCAGAAUAAUGUAUCAGCCUCAAUUCUCCCGGGCACACAGCAGAAUAUUCUCAAUAAUCAGUGCAGAAAAAAGACCUCGUCCUUUCAGAUAACAAGUGUAACCGUUGGAUGUCGUAUGAGCAACGACGCUGGAGAGGAUUCUAACGAUGAUCUUGACGAGUCACAUACGGAAGAUAAUUCCGUUGAACACUCGAGAUUAACUGACAUAGAUAUCGAAACUCCAAGUUACUCGGAAGACACAUUUUCAAAAGAGGAUGUGUUUUUUAAUACCAGUAAUGCAGCUUUGGGAACGGCACCGGUUAUUCCAACAAGUUCACAGUAUGGAUUGGCGAUAGUUCCAUCUGAAGGGAACAACGUUAAUAAUUCUGUCAAUGACAACAGCAUCAAUACUCUGGAUAUUAGUUCAGUAACUGAUAACAAUAUAAUAAACCUUCUCUCUAGCAACACCAAACAGGAUACAGACAUUAGAGAAGUUCACUCUCAUGGAAGAAACGAAAGGUUCAAAGUUGUGAAAAUUGAAAGUACUGAGCCAUUUAAACGUGGAAGAUGGACCUGUAUGGAUUAUCUCGAUCAUACCUCUGUAAAUCAAUCCACUGCUAUUAAUUCUGUUAGAGUUUCUGGACCUAAUGAGGUCUGCAUUUCUUAUGGUAUCACGGACAGCGGGGCUGUUGUGCCUGAUGCUAUAAAGCAACCACAAAAUGUGACGGAUUUAGAGAGCACUAAAAGUUCUGGUCUAGAUACAAAUGGACAGAUUUCACAGUCUACGGGAAAUCAAAGGGGUAAUGCGAACCCUGGUGGUGGUUAUUCGGUUCUUGGCACCAAUGUGCAACAAUCGCAGGUUCAGAAUCAGUCGCCGUUACAGCAGCAGAAUUCCACGGCGCAGCUACCUCCUCAAUAUUUUCAGCCUAAUCCACCGCAGAUAUCGCAGCAACAGCAGCUGCAACCGCAGCAGCAACAAAACCCGCAACAGCAGCAAGGAGUUGGCGGAGGACAGGGUGCAACGCUGCCUGCUAACCUGCAACCUUCACAUCAAAGCAAUUUGGGUCAACCACAGAGCAUGCCACAGGGUACGAUACCGAUAAUCACGCAACAGCAGCAGCAGCAGCAACAACAACAACAACAACAACAACAACAACAACAACAACAACAACAACAACAACAACAACAACAUCAUCAACAACAACAACAACAACAACAACAACAACAACAACAGCAGCAGCAGCAGCAGCAGGCUAAUAAUAAUAGCGUAAAUGGUCAGAUGAACGAAAAUACUGAUGGUUACAAUGUGACAGUCUCUUCACAAGUGCCCCCGCAGCCUUUAUCUGGUCAAAACGUCGGACAGCCAAGUGUCUCUCAUUCUCAGUCUGCCUCAUCACCGGCAGCUGUCCAGCCCCAAAAUAUUCUAGUGAGUAAUGUACACCAGCACCAGCAACAAUCUUUGACACCUCAGGGAACCGAACCUCUAGCAACAAUGGCUGGAAUACAGCAAACUGGUGUUCAAAAUCUUCACACAGUUCCUCAGCCCAGUGGGCCUAACCAACAACCUAGCAGUCAGAUGCACCCUUCGGUUACACCUAUCAUGCCGCAGGGUCAAAUGCAGACACAGCAGCAGCAACAACCUUCGGGCGGUGGAGCAAGCUGUCAAAAUGUUAUUGGAAGAUUGCAGCAGGCUCCCGGAGGUACAGGAGGGACAACUUUCCAUCAUUCAGAUACGGAGCAAGAUCCAACGUCAGCUAUUCUUGCAGCUGUUACACAGUCAGCUGAUGCAACGCUCUUAGAAUCAUUGGCAGGAGUUACUCAGAGUUCUGAUGAACAUCAUGCGUUAGAAGACAAUGAAAGUAUGUCUGGGACCAGCGCCGUAGCCAUUGAUAAUAAAAUAGAACAAGCUAUGGAUUUAGUAAAGAGUCACCUGAUGUUUGCUGUUCGCGAAGAGGUCGAGGUGCUCAAGGAAAAAAUCGCAGAAUUAAUGGACAGAAUAAAUCACCUGGAAGCAGAGAAUUCGUUAUUAAAAUCUCACGCAACGCCUGAUAUACUAUCCCAGCUAAGUUCACAGUCUACAACAAAAUUACCACCUCAACAACAGCCUCAACAACAACAGCAGCAGCAGCAGCAGCAACAGCAGCAGCAGCAGCAACAGCAGCAACAGCAACAGCAACAGCAACAGCAACAGCAGCAGCAACAACAACAGCAACAGCAACAACAACAGCAACAACAACAACAACAACAACAACAACAACAACAGCAGCAGCAGCAACAACAACAACAACAACAACAACAACAACAACAACAACACCUUCAACAACAACAGCAGCAUCAUCACCAUCAACAACCACAACCGCAACAACAACCACAGCAGCAACACCACCAUCACCAUCACCACCAUCACCAACAACAACAGCAGCACCAGCAGCAGCAUCAGCUACAGCACCACCAACAACAACAACAACAACACCAGAUACAGCACCAACAACACCAUCCACAACAGAAACAACCCCAACAACCUUCGCAACAACAACUAAACCCAACUUCAAACAGCAAUGCCAAGAAUAAUCCUGUCGGUACUAUUCAAUAAAUUAUUUCCCAACGUAUGUAAAUACUACUUAUUGUGUGUGUGUGUGUGUGUAUGCGGGUGUUCACGCGUGCGUACAUACACACAUAUAUAUCAUAAAAUGCUGAAUAAAUAAAAAUGAGUAAAUUACAGUUAGAAAUAUCACAAUUCAAAAUA